AUGCCGUUCUUGAAACGCUCAACCCUUCUCUCCCUGCUCGCUGCCGGUGCAAAUGGCCUAGCCAACUCACUGAAACAACCUGGGCAGCGUCUCCCUGCCGAUUCCUUCCCUUGUAACUUUUGGCACAGGCGUAAGCAGAACUACACGACCUUCUAUCCGUGCAGCGAGCUCCCCGUGCGCGGCUACACGACCCUCUGUCUGAACAAUGCACAGAUCAAGACGGGUCUCAUGAACGAUCUGGACCUCGAGACAAUGAUGAGUGAUGUCGGAGCAGGAGUGCAGUUCCUGCGGGCUAUGGGCGACAUUGACAAGGUGAUUGUCUGGGGCCAUUCGGGCGGCGGUGCGAUAAUGGCUGCGUACCAGGAUGUGGCCGAGAAUGGUGCUUCGGCCUGUAACGGGACUGAGAAGAUCUACCCCUGCUCGAGCGCCAGGGACGGGCCGGAGCCCGCGGAUGGGGUGCUGCUCAUUGAUGCAAAUCACGGACUCUCGACGAUGACUCUCCUGUCGCUGAACCCUGCUGUCACCAACUCGUCUGAGGCAGUGAACCUCUACAGCCCGGCAAACGGGUGGACCGAAGCCGGCGCAAACUAUACCUCCUCCUUCGUGAAGGAGUUCUAUGCAGCCGUGGCGUCGCGCUGGAAUGGUCUCGUCGACUCAGCCGUCCAGCACAACCAGCUCAUCCCGUCUGGAAACGCCACCUACACUGGCGACAAAGGCCUCGUUAUCGCAGACACAAACUACAUUGGCUUCAACAACAAGAUCAUCAGCCAGGAUACCCGCUUCCUCUCCCAUACGGCAUACAAAUGGCCCCUCCUGCACAAGAGUAACCGAACGACGACGCAGAUCGUGCCGAGCACGACCGUCACCCGCUUCCUGUCAGCCUUUACCAUCCGCGUUGACGCUAAGAAUCUUGCGGUGUCGGCGGACAAUAUCACGGGCGUGGACUGGGCGUCUUCGCAGAUGGCACCAAUCUCCAGUGUCGCUGGGGUCUCAGUUCCCCUGCUGACGACGGGGAACACAAGACAUUACGAGUAUCUGAGCGCGGAAAAGAUCUAUCUUGCUGCUACGAAGACAACAGAUAAGAUCAUUGCGUUUGUGGAGGGGGCGCAGCAUACGAUCAAUACUUGUACGGAGUGUGAGACGUAUCCAGGGGAGUUUGGCGACAUGAUCCGCACGGCAUUCGACUAUAUGGAUGUGUGGCUGGGGAAGCCUGGGCGGUUUAUCUCCGCAUGA
Molecule: messenger RNA, 1233 nt
Organism: Aspergillus nidulans FGSC A4
Lineage: Eukaryota; Fungi; Ascomycota; Eurotiomycetes; Eurotiales; Aspergillaceae
Exons: 3
Coding region: 1-1233 (410 amino acids)
Source: RefSeq, a predicted model, not a curated record